Messenger RNA from Trichoderma citrinoviride, 387 nucleotides. Its product is annotated as signal recognition particle, SRP9/SRP14 subunit. The coding region runs from base 1 to 387 and encodes 128 amino acids. Lineage: Eukaryota; Fungi; Ascomycota; Sordariomycetes; Hypocreales; Hypocreaceae. The record is from RefSeq and is a predicted model, not a curated record. Gene Ontology annotation, biological process: SRP-dependent cotranslational protein targeting to membrane. The transcript is spliced from 3 exons. Gene Ontology annotation, molecular function: endoplasmic reticulum signal sequence receptor activity; 7S RNA binding. Gene Ontology annotation, cellular component: signal recognition particle, endoplasmic reticulum targeting.
AUGGCCUCACAGCACCUCAGCCAGGACGAGUUCUUCGACAAACUCGGCCACCUCUUCAACCACAGAAAAGGCAGCGACCAUGGCGCCAUAUACCUAACCCAGAAACGCCUCACAUACGACCCCGCCGAACAAUCAACAACGGCAAAGCUCUUCCCCGACCUCGCCCCCAAUAAGCCCCUCCCCGUCCUCGUCCGCGCCACCAACGGCAAGUCCAAGCGCGACGCCCGCGCCGGCAAGGAGAAGCUCUCCGUCGUCGUCCAGCCCCACGAGCUCGACGCCUUCUACGCCCGCUACGCCGACGUCUGCAAGGCCGGCAUGGCCGCCCUCAAGCCCAGGGACAAGAGCAAGAAGAGGGCCAAGGCGAAGAAGAAGAAGGCCGCGUCAUGA